AUGAUAAGAUGUUUCUUCAAAAUGUGUAAUUUUUUUGCAGGUUCUUACAGGAGUGAUGGUUACAGUGAUGACUACAAGGAUCAGCGUUCACAAAGCCACCCAUAUUCUGGGCCUUCCUCCUGUGGUAGUGGAAUGAGUGGACCUGCACUGAGGAAGGCACCUCUAGCACCAACUCUCCAUCCACAUCCUCAGAGCCAACAGCAACAUCAUCACCAACAGCCACACCUUCCCCUCUCCUCCCUUCUGGAUGACUCUGAAGAUGAUGUUACAAGUUCAGUCAAUAAUGCUAUAUCUGCGAUUACUGCUGCUGCUGCCAACUGCAUGAGCAACGAUAUGAAUAGUGGUGGGAAUCGAGGAGAUGACCGUAGAGACAUAAUUGGAGGGUUGUUGGGUGGCCUUGGUUUGGGACCCCUUGGGGUCUCACCAGGUGGUCCAUCAUCCACCUCAGGCAUAGAUAAGUCGUAUAGGGGAGGCGGUAACCCAGGAAGCAUGGGUGGUAUGGGCCCAAAUCAGCAGGAUCCAGGUGGCAAGCCCAAACGUCCACGGAAGCCUCGCAAGAAGAAAGAGCCUGGGCCAGGUGGCGAGGUCAUCAAGAGAAGACAGCCUUCCCACAGGGGAAUCAAUGGCAAUGAGCGCCCAUAUCUGUGCAGUGUCUGUGGUCGAGGGUUUGCCAGGCGUGAGACGCUACGCAGACAUGAUCGCAUACAUACUGGUGAGAAGCCUCACCACUGCACUGUCUGUGGUAAAUAUUUUAGAGAAGCCUUCCAUCUCUCCAAACACCACACAGUUCACUCUGGGGAGAAGAAUUACAAAUGCGGUCUUUGUGGUAAAGAUUUUGGCUAUGCGCAGAGCCUUAAAAGACAUGCUAAGCUGCACCAAAAAGGGGAGCUGGAAGAGGUUCCCACAACUCCAGGUGGAGAGAACCUGAACAACUACACAACAAAUUCUGGGGGCAUGAGUCAAGAUAGGGGUCAAGGGAGCUCUUCAUAUUAUUCAUAUUCUCAAGAUGUUAAGCCUCAAGGGUCUAGCAAUCAGCCUCCCCCCAGAUUGUACACGUGUGCGAUAUGUUGGAAAUCUUUCCGUCAUCAUUUUCAUCUAACUGCUCAUCAUCAAACAGUUCAUGAAACUGGGGGAGAAAAGCUUUUUUCCUGUGAGGUGUGUGGAAAGGCCUUUGCAUAUUCCAACAGCCUCACAAGGCACAGGCUUUCCCAGCAUGGUUUGUCACGCACAGGCCAAUCAAAUUCACAAGGUGAUACUAGUGGCCCUGGGGCCAGUAAUAGUGUAAGUGUUAAUGUAUCUGAGAGUGAGGCUGCUACAAAUGCCUUGCUGCAGCUUGCUCCCCCUGGUGGAGCUCAUGGGGAACAGCAGUCACACGGUGGCGUUCUCCAUAGUCAUCAACCACCGCCCCCACAACCACAAGCGGGUUAUUCCCCUUUGUUCUAUGUCCCAGAUACAAACACAUCUCACCCCUCAUCUUCCAAUGCCUCCCCGUAUUCUCACCCACUCUCCUCCAGUUCCAGCAUACCGCCCCUCAGCCAUCAACAGUCGCCAACAGGUGUGAAGGGGGAGCCUCUCUACCAGCCAGGUACGGGUCACACAAUGAACACCAAUCCUUCUGGGCAUCCCUCUUUUGGGAUGUCCCCAAAUGAACCCCACCCUCUCCAUCACCUUCACCACCAUCAGCACCAUUCAGAUGAGCUUCAGUCCCAUCAUCAGCACCAUCAGAGCUUUCACUCGCAAGAUGACCUGAGGAAAAAAAAAAAAAAAAAAAAAAAGAAGGACAUCCGAUCAAGGGGAGGAUACAGAUGGGACGAGAGGGUGGGAAGGGAGCCGAUGGGGAGGGAGAAAGAUCUGAGGAGGAAAAUGAGGAUAAAAAAGAGGACUAUUCGCCGCCGGCAACGUCGCUUCAGGAAGCGCAUGGCCCUACUCUUGAGGAUUAGACGAGGAGGUGGAAGAGCCCCAGCAUGUGAGCUAGCUUCUGCACGGGGGUUAAAGCUUAACAGUUUAUCAUCUUUACAAAACCCUCUCAAGCGUUUCCCCUGUCCCCUCUGCCCCCGCUCGACCUUUUCACGACGGGCAGCCCUUGCAGUCCAUCGUGCAACCAAGCACUGUCCCAGAGUCUGUUUCCCUCACGAGCGUCUGAAAUGUAUCGUCUGCGGGAAACAGUCUCGGAAAUUUUUGUCCGCCUUCAUUCACAGGGGUUCUCACUUGUCCAAGGGAACAUUCUCUUGUAAACGCUGCUCUUCGCGUUUCUGGAACCCCAAUCUCCUCAAGCGACACAAGACAGCCUGCCGCGGAAAGCUAGCAGGCUUGCGCCGAGGAAAAGGACUUAAUUCGAAAAUAGGAACACCUGCAAUUGACAAGCGAGGAGAUGGCCAUAGUGGCCAACCUUACAUGUGAUAUAGAGACACUUAAGUGUUCUCUUGGCUUUUGAAGAAGAUAUAGAUGAAAAAACAAAACAUGACUUUGAGGUUUGGUAUGUGCAUGCUAAUAACGAAGAUUUGAUCACAUAUGAAUGGCCCAUGUUGGAUUCUACCAUUUUGGGAGGCACCAGUACCUCAUCUAACCAGUGACUGUUUUAGACGGUGCAUUUUCCUUCUCAAUAUCAUGAACUGUGCUAAUAAUCUGAACUAACCUAAAACUUAAAGCAAGCACCCAAAAUCCCAGUUACAUGGGAUGAUUUUUUAAAAGGGCAUCACAGUUCCUUUCCAGAUUAUCCUUAACCUUUAUGUGCAUUUACAGUACUGUGGAUCAUUAGAUGAGUUUUCUGUGACUUGCUAAUACUUACCCCUUUUCCUAACAGUAAUUAUUAGCCCCCACUGUAACCCAGCAAACUCUGUAUAAGUAUUCUGUCUCUGAUGUGUAUAAUGUGUAGUGGGUGUUCACUUAGAGAUGGUGUGGACAUAUGAUCUCUUUAAUGUAAAACUGCAUUUAAUAGGAGAAGAGGGAUCUUGGGAAAGUGAAGGUAUUAGUUUGAAGAAACUGUCUUUCCUUUUGGUAGUAUUUUUGUGCAUGUUGGACAUGUUAAACAAGUAUCUUAGCUGAUAUGAUGUUUUAAAUCACUAUGUGGCCGUUACACUUUAAAUCGAAUUUCAGUAGUGCAAUUAUUAUUUGUUGCAAUUGCAAUAUUUAUCUCCAAAUCCAGGCUUAUAGGCCUCAGACUUAAUAUUUGGAAUUCAAGCACCUGAUAAGAUCAGGUGACAUCAGUGUUUUGUUAAAAUGGCAUAAUUGAAACCAGGACAAAUUGACAGUGAAAAGUUGAUUUGAGAAGUGCUCUUUAGAUAAAACACAUACUUUGAAUUAAAUUGGAAAUAAAAUAAUUUAUUGCCAAAACUAAUUUAAGAAAUAAAGCCUUUAACCAAAAGUCUGUAUUGAAAGUGGUAGCCUCUCGUACCAUGAGCAGCAUUGUAAGCAGAAUUGUAGUGUUUUUACACUGAGGUUGACAUAGGAAAAAAAAAGAACGGAACAAGUGUACUGUAAUGUAAAUCGUGUUGAUAUUUUAUUACUGUUACAAUGUCUCUUUUUUUGCAAUCAAAUGCCUAAUAUUUUGUUUCUAUCAUUGCUACUUUAUGAGUAGGUGGAAAAAGAAUGUGGGAGUUAUCACUGUAGAGCAGAACAUGACUUAACAUAUUAAUGUGUUUGACACAGCCUUUCAAACCCUAAACCUUAGCUCUUACACAUGUAUCACUUUUUUCUCAAGUAGAUAUCCAUACUACUCAUAGCCCUGUUUUCUUCAAAAGAAAGAAAUGAUUCUAAGUACCUUUCUAUCACUUUAUUUACCUAUGAUACAAAUGGUUGUUGAUUCUAAGCAUUUAAUAAAAAUGUAAACUGUA
Molecule: messenger RNA, 3833 nt
Organism: Alosa sapidissima (American shad)
Lineage: Eukaryota; Metazoa; Chordata; Actinopteri; Clupeiformes; Clupeidae
Product: zinc finger protein 814-like
Exons: 1
Coding region: 1-2400 (799 amino acids)
Biological process (GO): regulation of transcription by RNA polymerase II
Molecular function (GO): DNA-binding transcription factor activity; RNA polymerase II cis-regulatory region sequence-specific DNA binding
Source: RefSeq, a predicted model, not a curated record